AUGUGGCGGUGGAUCACGCGGUGGUGGUGGUGGUGCACAGGACAGGACCGCUUGGUUUUCAUUUUUUUUUUCCACACCCAGCAGAAAAUGGCAUAUAGAAGAAGGCAGGGAAUUACCAAGGCUUCCACUUUCAAGGAAGAAAUAUAUCGCCCUCUCGACGAUGACACCAUCAACCGUUCAUAUUCGAGAUCGUCCUCCUUGGCCGCUCAGGCAAUCCGAGCCUCCGCCGCUCAUCGUGAUUCGUCUCUCUCCUCCGCUUACGGCGACUCUGCUUUUCACUCCACGUUCAAAGACCAAUCCAAGGGUUCUCCUACCUAUGAUUAUACGUCGAUGAAAAGUGAGAACGAAACAGGAGGCUUUUGGGGUGUUCUAGCAAGGAAAGCUAAAGCAAUUCUCGAGGAAGACAACCUGUCUGAAGAAUUUGAAAUGCCUAGCAGAAUGAAGCCACAGAUGCCUCACACCUCAACAAGUGGCCAGCUUUAUCAGCCAUAUCAAACCCCUGGGGGCUCCAGAAAAUUGGACAAUCCUACAUUGCGUAAGGGCCUGGAUGCACUGACAUCUUCUCUAAAUAACAUUGGGGACACUAUUGGAAAUGCCUUGGAGGAAGGACGUACCAUUGUGGGGAAUAAAACAGCGGACAUUUUCCAAGAAACCCGCAAACUGCAAAUCAGGAGAAAAGGAACCAAUUCCGAGGAGCAAAGUCAGGUGGCAAUGGCUACAGCUGCCAAAGCAAAACUUCUUCUCCGAGAGCUGAAAACUGUCAAAGCAGAUCUAGCAUUCACAAAGCAACGAUGUUCUCAACUAGAAGAAGAAAAUAAAAUUCUUCGAGAAGCUUGUGAAAAGGGAGACAACCCUGCAGAAGAUGACAUGAUACGCCUUCAACUUGAGACACUCUUGGCAGAGAAGGCUCGUCUGGCUCAUGAGAAUUCUGUAUAUGCACGUGAGAACCGUUUCUUGAGGGAGAUUGUUGAAUAUCAUCAACUCACCAUGCAGGAUGUUGUCUAUCUGGAUGAGGGCAUUGAAGAGGUCACAGAGGUUUACCCCAUUCCUGCGGUCUCCAGGAUGCUCUCUGCUUCCCCAACCUCUCCUCAGUCUGGUUCCCCACCCUCACCUCAUUCUCCAUGCUCACCUCCAGAUAUCGCUCCAUCUAGAAGCCCUUCGAUGACAAAGGAAAUCCUUCACGAAGCUAUCCCGCCACAUGCAAUAACAGAUGUUCCACAGAAUGAGGCUCCACCGAGUUCAAAUAGUCCAGUUUCCACAACAGAAGAUUCAACAAGACACUUGGUCACCUACGCCUAAGUGAGUGUCCUGUUCUCUCUUUUCAUUAAAUUUUUGUGUGAGAGUGACAUUGGUCCUUUUGUAGCCUUUCACUCGUGCAAGGGAUUGUGUAGAAUCUGAAGAGGUGUAGUCUAAGAAUUUUAUUUCGGUUAUAUUCUUUGUGGUUCCUGCACGAAACUGUAAGUUAGCUUUUUGGGCUGUUCUGGUUUUCGAACAUUCUUCUGUCAAAUGCAAACUAAGGUAUCAAAAGAGCUAAUGUAUUCAUGGACAUAGACUUUCUCAUGAAUUCUUAAAAAAGUGCAAGUUUGGCAUCUGAUGUUGACUGAUGAAGGUUACCAAAGC
Molecule: messenger RNA, 1620 nt
Organism: Ilex paraguariensis (yerba mate)
Lineage: Eukaryota; Viridiplantae; Streptophyta; Magnoliopsida; Aquifoliales; Aquifoliaceae
Source: the annotation of a GenBank genome assembly